Aspergillus tanneri is the source of this 1428-nucleotide messenger RNA. RefSeq lists its product as uncharacterized. The transcript has 4 exons. NCBI's taxonomy places the organism in Eukaryota, Fungi, Ascomycota, Eurotiomycetes, Eurotiales, Aspergillaceae. The coding region runs from base 1 to 1428 and encodes 475 amino acids. Gene Ontology annotation, cellular component: cytoplasm; chromosome. Gene Ontology annotation, biological process: double-strand break repair via homologous recombination. The record is from RefSeq and is a predicted model, not a curated record. Gene Ontology annotation, molecular function: 3'-5' DNA helicase activity; four-way junction helicase activity.
AUGCAGGAGGAGAGAGACUUGGCGCAGGCUGUGUUAAACGCCGACACCGAGGAGGGCGGCGCAUUCAUCCCAAUUGGCGGGUGGAGUGUACGGCUGUGGUAUUAUAGAGCAGCCCGGGACCACGGCGCAUCGCUGUGCAAUGUUUCGGCUCUCCAGCACCGAUUGGCACCGGUUUUGGGGUUUGCAUCCGCCGCGGAGCCCAGCCCGUUGGGGAAGCGCAAGAGAUCACCAUGGGAGGACGAAGCCGAGGAGGGCCGAGUUGUUCGACGUCACCAGUUAAAUAUCGCAGAUAUGCGCACCACAUUGCAGCACAUAACUGGGCAGGAGGAUAUCCAGUUCCGGGGCGUCCAAGCACCGGCGUUACGCGCCAUUCAAGAUAAGGCGAAGUUAUUCCGGCGCAUGGAGUAUUCCCGCGAGCAAGUCUAUAUAUUUCGGGACCGGACAAGCCGUCCCAACGUGGUGUAUCGCGUGUGGCGGCCCGAGCUGGGUCGGCGUUCCAUGCAGUGGUUUACCAGCGAGCCGGUGCUCGUGUUUAUCCGCGAGCGAAUCCAGCGCGCCAAGGAUGGCAAGGUGGUGGUAUACGGCCAUGUGGUCGACAAGCCAUCUAUAUUACAGCGAUUUACCCGGGGCGAGGCGCGAGUAAUUACCGCCACCAGUACAUUGGGCAUGGGUGUGGAUAUCCCCAACAUUCGCAGUAUUAUCCACAUUGGAACACCGCGGUCGUUGUUGGAGUACGGGCAGGAAAGUGGGCGAGCCGGACGGGAUGGCCAGCGCAGCGAGGCGAUUAUUAUCCAGCCCAAGGGCUGGGACGAGCCCAUGCCGGAGACGCCAGAGGCCGUGGCGGAUCGCGAGUUAGUGGACGAGUAUCUCGGGGUGGCGCCUGGGGUGGGAUAUCGACGGUUUGUAUUAGACGUGUACAUGGACAAAACAGUAAAUAGCUAUACGCGCCGAUACUGUCAGGAUAUUGAUUCCACGGAGGCACUAUGUGAUGGCUGUGACGCUGAUUGGCUCGCGCAGGAGUCGGUUUGCAUGUCCCCAGACAGAUAUUCCCCGGACACCCGCAUGGACGAUCUCGCCAGCACGACAAGCCCACCACGCGAGAUAAGCGCUACGGGCAGUCCCUAUUCCCAUAGUAGUGGCGAAUUAUUUCCAUUAUCGUAUAUUAUACCGCAGAGCAUGCAAAAUAUCGCACCAAAUCCCACGCGCCGGUCCCAAUCCCAUGACAGUACUGAAUCGUUUAAAACACAGGUAAUAUCGCAUGUUAUACCGCAGAGCACGCAAAAUAUCGCCCCCAAUCCCACGCCCAAUCCCACGCCCAAUCCCACGCCCACUGUUAGUAUCGCCGAACGCCAGCGCCAACGGGUGCAAGACCAGCGCCAUGCAGCGCCCGUAUUCAACGCCAGGUGCAAGAUGCACGGCAGUGGUUAG